GGGCCGUGACGUCAGUAUAGGAAGUCAUUGUAGAGCAACACUGGAGCGAUUAGCAGCAAAAAGGGGGAGCCUGAUGUCGAGGAGUCAGCCCUGUGUAUAUCUCUCUAUACGCCUCAACUUUUAACACAAAGUUCAAUAUCCAAACACUAAAAGGGACGUGGACCAGGCUGCGCAGAGCCGCACUUUGCUUUUACGCACAUCCACUGAAUGUAACAUCUUGGACCAUAUAGGCUGUGUGAGCGUGGAUUCUGGGUUUAUUUAUUUUUUCCACCUAAAAUCUAGGCUCCUUUUUCUCUCUUUUUUUUUUCCUAAUUUGUAACUCGACUUUAUUUUUCUUGGCGCCGGAGGAGAAGCAUCCCUCGCUGUUGUUAUGAAGACGCCUUCACUGCUUUAUUAACAUGGAAGGAUCCAGCGGGUCGAGUUUUGGGAUAGACACUAUUUUAUCCAGCGCCUCUAACUCUGGUAACCCCGUGCUCAUGAACGGAGAUUUCCGCCUCGGCGACAGCAGGACGGCGGAUUUCAGGAGCCAGGCGACCCCUUCGCCAUGCUCGGAGAUAGACACGGUGGGGACGGCCCCCUCAUCCCCCAUCUCGGUCACCAUGGAGCAGGGCGACGCGCAUCUGGUGCAGGACGGCAGCCUCCAGCACCACCACCUCCACCACCACAACCAGCCGCAGAGUCUGCCGCUGUCUCCCCAGCAGCAGCAGCAGCAGCAGCCGCUCGCCGGGGCCGGCUGCGCCCCGAGGACGGCCACCUCCUCGUUUCUAAUCAAAGACAUUCUGGGCGACAGCAAACCGCUGGCCGCCUGCGCACCUUACAGCACCAGUGUAUCCUCACCGCAUCACACGCCAAAACCAGAAAGUGCCACGGCUCCGGACGGCUUCAGGCCCAAGCUGGAACAGGACGAGAGAGGGGGCAAGUUGGACAAAAGGGACGACAUACACAGUGACAUGAAAUGCAACGAAGACGGCGACCGGGAAAUCUCCAGUAGCAGAGACAGUCCGCCGGUGCGCUCGAAAAAGCCUCGCAAAGCACGGACAGCCUUUACCGACCACCAGCUCAACCAGCUGGAGAGGAGCUUCGAGCGACAGAAAUACCUCAGCGUGCAGGACCGCAUGGACCUGGCCGCGGCUCUCAACCUGACGGACACACAAGUCAAGACCUGGUACCAAAACAGACGGACGAAGUGGAAGAGGCAGACGGCUGUGGGCCUGGAGCUGCUGGCUGAAGCAGGAAACUACUCGGCCUUACAGAGAAUGUUCCCGUCGCCCUAUUUCUACCACCCGAGCCUGCUGGGCACCGUGGACAGCACGACGGCGGCCGCUGCGGCCGCGGCCAUGUACAGCAGCAUGUACCGGACUCCUACCGCACCGCACCCAGGCCUCCAGAGACCUCUGGUCCCCAGGGUGCUUAUUCACGGCCUCGGGCCGGGGGGGCAACCGGCACUAAACCCCCUGUCUAACCCCAUGGUCGGCCCACCGCAUCAGCGGUAAAAAAAAGAAAAGAAAAGAGAGACGAUAUAAGACGAUGGCCAGAAACCUGGUUGAAGACGUGAUGUGAGUAACUGCAUCGGAAGCACAUUGCAGGACUUUACUCUCCCUGUCCCAUAAAGAAAGACCCAUUUAAAGACAUUUUACAGAAGUAAAGGAGGUAUUUAAUAUAGGCCCAGAUAAGCCUGAAGACUCUGUCCGCCCGAGACACACAGGACUGCUCAUGUCUGAUUGUUUGUUUGUUUGUCUUUUGUACAAAUACACUUACAUUAGCAAAUAAACUUAUGAAGUUUAUUAGAUGGAGAAGAACUGAAUGAAUAAAGAAGUAAUGAUACUAAUCCAA
Messenger RNA from Hippoglossus stenolepis (Pacific halibut), 1833 nucleotides. It is a transcript of the gene barhl2, whose product is annotated as BarH-like homeobox 2. The transcript is spliced from 3 exons. The record is from RefSeq and is a predicted model, not a curated record. Gene Ontology annotation, molecular function: DNA-binding transcription factor activity, RNA polymerase II-specific; RNA polymerase II transcription regulatory region sequence-specific DNA binding. Lineage: Eukaryota; Metazoa; Chordata; Actinopteri; Pleuronectiformes; Pleuronectidae. Bases 399 to 1493 code for a protein of 364 amino acids. Gene Ontology annotation, cellular component: nucleus. Gene Ontology annotation, biological process: regulation of transcription by RNA polymerase II.